This is a messenger RNA of Cetraspora pellucida, 868 nucleotides long. The record is from the annotation of a GenBank genome assembly. Lineage: Eukaryota; Fungi; Glomeromycota; Glomeromycetes; Diversisporales; Gigasporaceae.
AUGAGUAGUGAAGAAGAUGAUGAAUCCGAGUUUGCAUUAGCUUACAAAUUAUUUGUUAAAACAGCUGAUGAAAUUUCAUUACCUGCUAAAUGGUUCCAAGAAUCCGUAUCAACAGUUGAUGAAUUUCUUUUAUCUGUUCACAAUAAAAUUAACUUGAUGACCAAGGAUAAUACUAUUAUGCCAAGUGAUUACUUUAUGACAUUCAAAACACAAAGAGAGACAGGUGCCGGCACUCAGUUGGUCAAUGAACAAGAUUUCAUCAAGUUCAAAUCCGAAUAUACAAAAUUAGCUGCUAGAAAAAGUGAUAUUGGGAUUUAUGUUACAAUUUCACAACUAUCUAUUACUUCUCAAAAUAAGCAAAAAAAAAAGGAAUCAGACUUAGGUGAACAUGAAGAAAAUACUGAACGAUCCAACAAUUACAAGAACAAUAAUCGAGUCCCAAGUGUUUCAUCUUUAUCUGCACAAGACAAAGAAAUUGCCAAAAACGUGUUAACAAUUAGAAAUGCAUAUCACUAUUACAUUUAUGAUGCUUUCGACCCGGGCAUCCGAAUGAACAAAGAGCUAGCUACAGUCGAAAAUCCUCUAACACAUCCUCUUUUUUCCUAUGCUAGUUUAUCAUCAAAAAAGCUACGCUCAAAAUUACCAUCUACAUCAUCACCACAAAUGCUACUGGUUUUACCACCUUUACUAUUACCGCAAGUGCAACCACUGUCACCGGAUGUACAAUUGUUAUCAAAUAACCCAGCAUUUUUUAUAAAAAUAGCUGCAAAUUCGGUAAAACAUCCUUCGGUAAAAGAGCUUUCAGCAAUAUAUUUUCAAAGAAAUAAGAUGUUAGAAAAAUAUACUAUUCGAAAAAUAGCAUGUACCG